Molecule: messenger RNA, 1479 nt
Organism: Apodemus sylvaticus (European woodmouse)
Lineage: Eukaryota; Metazoa; Chordata; Mammalia; Rodentia; Muridae
Gene: Eif2b2
Product: eukaryotic translation initiation factor 2B subunit beta
Exons: 8
Coding region: 62-1102 (346 amino acids)
Biological process (GO): translational initiation
Cellular component (GO): eukaryotic translation initiation factor 2B complex
Molecular function (GO): guanyl-nucleotide exchange factor activity; translation initiation factor activity
Source: RefSeq, a predicted model, not a curated record
CCGGAAGUGAAACUGUGGUCUGGCAAUUGAGGCUUCUGCAAGUCCCGGGAUUGUAGUGGAGAUGCCGGGUGCCGCGGCGAAGAGCUCGGAGCUGUCCGAGAGGAUCGAGAGCUUCGUGGAGACUCUGAAGCGAGAUGGAGGGCAGCGCAGCUCGGAGGACAUGGCUCGGGAGACCCUGGGGCUGCUGCGCCGGCUUAUCGUGGGCCACCACUGGAACAACGCGGGGGACCUAAUGGAUUUGAUCCGCAGAGAGGGCAGGAGGAUGACGGCCGCACAGCCCUCCGAGACCACCGUGGGAAACAUGGUGCGGAGAGUCCUCAAGAUCAUACGGGAGGAGUAUGGCAGACUGCACGGGCGCAGUGACGAGAGCGAUCAGCAGGAGUCCCUGCACAAACUCUUGACAUCCGGAGGCUUGAGCGAGGAUUUCAGCUUCCAUUAUGCCCCACUUAAGGCCAACAUCAUUGAGGCGAUUAAUGAGCUGCUAGUGGAACUGGAAGGCACAAUGGAGAACAUUGCAGCCCAGGCUCUGGAGCACAUCCACUCCAACGAGGUGAUCAUGACCAUUGGCUUCUCCCGAACAGUCGAGGCCUUCCUUAAAGAGGCAGCCCGCAAGAGGAAGUUCCACGUCAUUGUCGCAGAGUGUGCUCCUUUCUGCCAGGGACAUAAAAUGGCUGUCAAUUUGUCCAAAGAAGGGAUCGAGACAACUGUCAUGACUGAUGCUGCCAUUUUUGCUGUUAUGUCUCGAGUCAACAAGGUGAUCAUUGGUACGAAGACUAUCCUGGCCAACGGUUCCCUGAGGGCCGUGGCGGGAACUCACACUCUGGCCCUGGCAGCGAAACACCACUCCACGCCUCUCAUCGUGUGCGCGCCCAUGUUCAAGCUCUGUCCUCAGGUGUGGCAGCCGGUCCCUAUUCGUUCCCCAGUGAAGAAGAUUCAUUUCACAAGUUUGUGGCCCCUGAAGAAGUCCUUCCUUUCACAGAAGGCGACAUUCUGGAGAAGGUCAGUGUCCACUGUCCUGUGUUUGACUACGUGCCCCCUGACCUCAUUACCCUCUUUAUCUCCAACAUUGGUGGGAACGCGCCGUCCUACAUCUACCGCCUGAUGAGCGAGCUCUACCAUCCUGAUGACCAUGUCCUCUGAUGCGGCCUGGCCUGUGCGCCACAGCUCAGACCCAGAGUGGAGCGGAGACCCAGCGUGCUGCUGCAGCGGGCAGUGGAGAGUCGCCUACCUUCCUGCUCCUCCCCAGUGAGGAACGCUCCAGGACUGCUCCUGCCUUCUGGGCUUACCUGAGACGCAGGGCUUGCUUCCCUGGGGAGUCUGGAGGCACUGAGACCAGGCUGUGUUUGUUUCAGGAACUUCAGCCCUCUGGCUCAGUGGUGUGUUGGACAUACCAUGACUACUUUUGCUGGGUUGGUAUUUGCUCAGAAAUGCCUUCCAGACCUUUUCCUAGGCUGCACCAAUAAAGGCUACUGGAAACUC